AUAAUAUGAUUGGAGAAUAAAAUAAUAAUAAAAAUUUUGCAAAAAGAGAUUUCAUGUUAUAAUAAAGGUUAGAAUGGCCCUAUAAAAAAGCAAAGGAGACUGAUUCAUUCAAGGCCCGUCUCGCUCGCCUAACACUUACACCACACACACUCUCACGCCUUUCUCUCUUUCAUUAUUCAAAAUCUAAUGUUCUAAGCUUUUACUUAUCCUCUCAUCAUCCCUUCCAUUAGAAGCUGUACAGUUAAAAUCUUAAGGUAAUCAUCUCCUCUCUCUCUCACUCGUUCUCUGUUCACCACCGUCCGUAGAUUCUCUUAGAUCAACGGUUCGAUCUGUAGAUUACGUCUUUAGAUCUGUGAAUUUCGUUUCGUGUUCGUGGAACUCUGAUUCGAUUCUACGUGACUGCGAGUACUGCUCAGGUUUUUUUUUUAAAUUCGAAACGAUGAAUCAGUGGGCGGUUCAGCCAAACGCUUUCGUUACCGGAGGAGGAGGAGAUCAGAGUGUUGUAGUUUGCCCGAAACCACGUCGUAUUGGACUCAUUAACCAUCAUCUCCACCAUCCCUCUCGCUCUCUGCGGUGUUACUUCAGCCACCAGGUUGAAUCCAAGGCAGAGACUGAUAUUUUAGAUAUCAUCCUCACCAAGGAUGGUUAUGGUACGGAAACAGUUAACCAUACGCAGGUAUUAGACUCGGCGUCCCCGUUUUUAUGUGGGUCGCCGCCGAGCAGAGUCGCUAACCCAUUAACACAAGAUGCUCGUUUCAGAGAUGAGAUGAAGCUGGUUUCUUCACCGAUCAUGACUCCGCGGGGCCAACCUCCGUCGUCUCCGUCUUCCUCGGGGAGGAAAGGAGGAUGCGUGACGGAGGCAGAAGAUGAGUUGUUGAGGAGACGGGAGAAUGAUAUUUGA
Eruca vesicaria subsp. sativa (arugula) is the source of this 901-nucleotide messenger RNA. The record is from the annotation of a GenBank genome assembly. Lineage: Eukaryota; Viridiplantae; Streptophyta; Magnoliopsida; Brassicales; Brassicaceae.